AUGAGUGGCAGGGGGUCAGACAACUCAAUCAAGAGUGACGGAGAUGGCAAUCUUGCAAAUGUGAGGGUAGAGCCAUUUCCUAUAGCCGCAUCAGCAUCAAACUUUGCAGAGUCUACGAGAAAGCCAUCUCCCCCCACAGGACGUCCAAAAAGAACGUCAUUGGCGUGCAUACGAUGUAGGACGCGUCAUAUAAGAUGUCCAGGAGGUGAUCCUUGCAAGAAAUGUCAACUUGCGAAAACUAAGUGUGAAUACGUGGAAGCUGAUAAGAAAAUAGUCGUGUCCAUGAAGUACCUAUCUAGAUUACAUGACGAUGUGGCGAGAUUGAAAAAAGACAAUGCCCUGCUUAGAAACAGCUUGAAAGAGCUGGAAUCAAAACAAGUGGAAGCACAGGCUACUACUGCUACUGCCUCACCAAAACAACAGCCAAAUCUACCUCCGACACAGAACCAAAUUAAUGCUACAGCUGGAGUAAACCAUCAACCAGGUUUGAAUCAUACACAGGGAAUGGAAGUGAUAGGUCCUUCAUUGGAUAAACAUGGACGGCUUAUACAGUCACGAACUGGUGAAAAAGUGUAUGUCGGGUCUUCAUCCAUGACUUUAUUUGGUUUGGAAAUUCAAAACAUGGCACCCACGUUUGACUCAUCUUUGCUUCCAACUUCAAACAAAUCAACUCCGAUGAAUUCUCCUGAUACGAGGGCAUCAGUAUCAUCUGUGAAAAGCGACUCUCGACAAUCAUCAUCAUCAUCAUCAAAACGUGAAAGUAAAAUCAUGGAAAAGGAAGGAAAUGCUUACAAGAUCACCCUUUCAAAGACCAAUACUCGACCUGGGCUUUCAAUGAAUUUCUCACUACCUUCAUACUCAUAUGCUAUGCUUCUAGUGGAUACAUUCGUCAACUACAACGACGGAUGUUUCUACUUUUUCAACGAAGGUUUGAUUAAACAAUUUUUAAUGAAUUUAUACGCGGGAAAGACUGAGGAAAACAAGAAAAUCUUGCGUCGAAACUAUUCUCAAGACGCUACGGUAAAUUCCGACGAAAAUACCAUCAAGAAAGAUGCCGAUGAUGAAACCAUUUUGGAAACCAUUUGGUUUUGCAAGAUUUUGCUCAUUUUUUCCAUUGGGGAAAUGUAUUUGGGAACCGAAUCAGAUACUCAUGCUAAACGGAAAAAACUUGAAAACAUGACAAGAAAGAAAGACAGUAAAGAGAAACACACUUUGCCAGGUGCAGAGUUUUUUUAUCAAGCAUCAGAACUUUUCACAGGAUUGUUUGCUUCUGGUGCAAUUGAUAAUAUAACAAAAGACGGCGGUAUUGAAGUUAUGCUUUUAUAUGCUUUCUACUUGCAAGUUGCUGAUUGCACCAUUGCUUCGUAUUUUUACUUUGGCUUGGCAUUGAGGGCAGCAUUAAUUUUGGGUUGGCAUGUGGAUGCCGAAAAGGAGUCAUUAAAUAGAUUUGAGCUUGAACACAGGAGAAGAAUCUGGUGGACAGUGUAUAUGUAUGAAAGAAUGCUUUCAUCGAAAGCUGGUCUUCCCUUGAGUUUUGCUGACGACUCAGUUUCAACUGAAUUGCCGGUUGAUUUCAGGAUCGAUUUAUCCGAUUUCCCUCGAGAUGAUAAAGAUGUUCGGGGUUAUUACAUAUUCCCACCGGCAGACUACAUCAACAAUUGUGUUACAAUCACUCAAAUCAAUGCCGUUAUAUUGUCAUCGCUAUACACUAGAACCCCAACAUACAACAUCUUACCUAUUGUGUCUGACUUAGUACAAAGGUUGAUUAACUGGAAGAAUUGUUUACCAAGUCAUCUUCACGUGGAUUACACUCUAGAAGAGCCCAAAGUGUCUCGUUUGAUUGUCAAUUUGAUGACGGAGUAUUUCCAAGGUAUCAAUUUAGCAGUGAGACCAUUGUUGUUUCACUUUUCAUCCAAAAAAUUAAAAGAGUUGCAAGUGCAAUCAACUCAGAACAAAUACAUUGAUUUAACCAAAUAUUCCAAGAACGUGUUGAGCUUGCUCAAUUCAUCAUUCCAAGCUUCAAUCAAUACCAUCAAGAGUAUUUGGUCAUUGGUGCUGGAUAAUAUGGUUGCGUUGUUUGGAUGGAUGGAUCGUGAAUAUCUCUUUACUUCCGCAUCAACGUUAAUUCUUUUCAAUGCAUCAUUUGGAGUUCAUGAUGCAACAAGGACACAUUUGGAUCACGCAUUGACAUUGUUUACCAAAAUGAAGCGAUUGGGCAACUACCCGGCAGCAUUAAGAAGAGCACAACUAUUGAAGUUGAUUCGUGUACUUGAUUUUAAUGGUGCCAUGACAGAAAUUCUUCGUAAACAUGACGAAGAAUUUAAACUUUAUGAGGAUGAUUUGAAGGAUGCAGCUGAAGAGAGUGCUCAUGAAACAAUGAAUAACACUCCGCAACAGUUGCAACAGCAACACCCAGAUUUGGAUUUCUUGAAUUUCCACACUGGUUUACCACACAACCAAGGGGAUUUCAAUACCAAUCAAGAUUUAACUGGAAUAGAGGGGUUUGCCUAUCUAGAUGAAGAGCAAAAAUUGUGGAAUGAGAUUACUUCUGAAGCUGGAUGGCUAAAUUUCCAUCCCCCAGAAAAUGCUGCUCUUAGUGCUGAGCUAGAGCCUAUUGCUGAAACUGACAAGCCGGGGCCAAGUCCAUUUAGUUUUGAUGACGUUGAGGAUUCAAGACAACGUGGUGGUGCCAGUGGAGACAAUGGUGGAGGCAACGGUGGAGGCACUGGAGGAAUUGGUGGUGAAGCUGAGGGUACCAAUAGCAGUGCCACCACAGAAACCCAUUUUCCUGAUAUGAUUAGUGACCAAUUCAACUACAUGGAUUAA
Messenger RNA from Lodderomyces parapsilosis, 2826 nucleotides. RefSeq names its product Put3p (gene PUT3). Lineage: Eukaryota; Fungi; Ascomycota; Pichiomycetes; Serinales; Debaryomycetaceae. The record is from RefSeq and is a predicted model, not a curated record. Gene Ontology annotation, biological process: DNA-templated transcription; regulation of DNA-templated transcription. Gene Ontology annotation, molecular function: zinc ion binding; DNA-binding transcription factor activity, RNA polymerase II-specific; DNA binding. The transcript has a single exon. Bases 1 to 2826 code for a protein of 941 amino acids.